This is a messenger RNA of Caenorhabditis briggsae, 1110 nucleotides long. NCBI's taxonomy places the organism in Eukaryota, Metazoa, Nematoda, Chromadorea, Rhabditida, Rhabditidae. The transcript has 5 exons. The record is from RefSeq and is a predicted model, not a curated record. Bases 1 to 1110 code for a protein of 369 amino acids.
AUGCCGUUUCUAUUUGCUCUAAUUUCAAUCAACAUUCUGUCCGUUUCUAUGGUUUGGCUGCUAGUUUCGUGUGGGAAAAAAGAAAAUGUAAAUUUUUAUGGCCUAGAAAAUUUUCUCGGCCACCAAAAAAACUGCGAAAUUCAAAUUUUUAAGGAAAACAAUGGAGCAAACCCCACUGAAAUUCCGAAAAAAAAGGAAACUCAAAAUCAAAGUUUAGCAUUUUCUACUGUAGAAAAAUCCCAAAAACGAUCAGAUAUUUAUCAUGAAGUGGCUGAAAAUUUGGCAUUUCCAGCAUCGGCACGAUGUAAAAAUCAUGAUGACGCGUGGCGGAUUUUGGCACUCUAUUUGGACUACAUUCGAGCGGUGAAUCCGGUUGAGUUUGAGCAGUUUCGAAUGCUUGACAGUGCCCUCGCCGUCCUUCACGACUUCAGUUUCAUCGGUCGUACCGCCCAAGUAUCCAACGAGACACUUGCUUUGGCAGUACUGUACUUUUUAGUGGAUUUUCACAAAAUCAAAAUCAAUUUGGGUUCGGCUACACAACCAUGGUACAGUAUCCUGUGUAAAAAUGCAAAAAUCGAAGAAUUGGAAACGAUGAAACAGUGGAUGGAGCAGGAUUUAAUUGGAAUGAAAAGUGACGAUUUUUCAAAUGGGUCCAGUUUACUAGAAGAAACACUUACCCUAUUUCCAAUUUUUCUUUGUGGAGGUAAAAAGAAGAAUUAUGACGGCGAGGGAGACAUUUCAUUAGUGCAACCCGGAGUUCAAAAGAUCAAUACAACGCCGUCUGGAGGUGGAUUCAUGGCGACGGCGUCAAGUUCUGGUUCGAAACCAUUGAAUGACGAUUUUUCGGUCGGUGUACCACCUCCACACAUUCCAUUGGCUGAUAAGUCGGAUGAGAGAACGCUGGCAGACAUUGAAUCGAUUCAAAGUGAGAAAGCAAUGAUACGCGAGAAGAAGAGUAAACAGGCGGUCGCGGCCGUGGCCGCCAAUCCCACGGCCACUUCGAAAUCGAAACGUCCUGGAUCUCAGUCACCGGCUCAUGCUACAAGUGCAGAAGGAGCAACAAAACAAGUGAAAGGAUCAAUGAAAGGAUCAAGAUCACCGGCUCAAUAG